AGCGCGCCUAGGCCGACCUCGGAGUGGCGGCCCCGCGGCCAACAUGCUUCGCAAAGGGUGCUGCGUGGAGCUGCUGCUGCUGCUGCUGGCUGGGGAGCUGCCCCUGGGCGGCGGCUGCCCGCGGGACUGCGUGUGCUACCCGGCGCCCAUGACGGUCAGCUGCCAGGCGCACAACUUUGCCGCCAUCCCCGAGGGCAUUCCGGAGGACAGCGAGCGCAUCUUCCUGCAGAACAACCGCAUCACCCUCCUCCAGCAGGGCCACUUCAGCCCCGCUAUGGUCACCCUGUGGAUCUACUCCAACAACAUCACCUUCAUCGACCCCAAUACCUUCGAGGGCUUCGUGCACUUGGAGGAGCUGGACCUCGGCGACAACCGGCAGCUGCGGACGCUGGCACCGGAGACCUUCCAGGGCCUGGUGAAGCUCCACGCCCUCUACCUCUAUAAGUGUGGGCUCAGCGCCCUGCCCGCGGGCAUCUUCGCCGGUCUGCACAGUCUGCAGUACCUCUACUUGCAGGACAACCGCAUUGAGUACCUGCAGGACGACAUCUUUGUGGACCUGGUCAACCUCAGCCACCUGUUUCUCCAUGGCAACAAGCUGUGGAGCCUGGGCCAGGACACCUUCCGGGGGCUGGUGAAUCUGGACCGGCUGCUGCUACACGAGAACCAGCUGCAGUGGGUCCACCACAAGGCUUUCCACGACCUCCGCCGGCUCACCACCCUCUUUCUCUUCAACAACAGCCUCUCCGAGCUGCCCGGCGACUGCCUGGCACCCCUGGGCGCCCUGGAGUUCCUCCGCCUCAAUGGGAACGCCUGGGACUGCGGCUGCCGCGCUCGCUCCCUGUGGGAAUGGCUUCGGAGAUUCCGCGGCUCCAGCUCCGCUGUCCCUUGCACGUCCCCCGAGCAGCGGCAGGGCCAGGACCUGAAGCUGCUGAGUGCCGAGGACUUCCGGAACUGCACCGGGCCAGCGUCCCCGCACCAGAUCAAGUCACACACGCUCACCACCACCGACAGGGCUGCCCGGAAGGAACAUCACCCAGCCCGUGGCCCCGCCAGGGACAAGGGCCACCCACACGGCCAUCUGCCCGGCUCCCGGACGGGCUCUAGGAAGCCAGGCAAGAACUGCACCAGCCACAGGAAUCGCAACCAGGUCACCAAGGUGGGCGCUGGGAAGCAGGCGCAGGAGCUGCAGGACUAUGCCCCUGACUACCAGCACAAGUUCAGCUUCGACAUCAUGCCCACCGUGCGGCCCAAGAGGAAGGGCAAGUGUGCCCGCAGGACCCCCAUCCGUGCCCCCAGCGGGGUGCAGCAGGCCUCCUCCAGCAGUCCUCUGGGGGCCCCCAUCCUGGCCUGGAUACUGGGGCUGGCAGUCACUCUCGGCUGAGGACCCAGGGCACCAGCACCCAGCACUGCCACACGUCCACCAAGAAACAGAAUUUCUUUCCCUUUUUUACAAGUGGAGGAUCUGCUGGGUUUCAGACAGAGUCUGGUAAAGGCUUCGGCGGCCGUUUGGGCCCUGCCCGAUGGAUUAUAAACCCAAAGUGUACAGCCCCAAGCGAGGGGAUUAGCACGCCUCACCCGCCUAUCCCGGCUGGCCCCCGCCGAGCAGCCGCGGACGGCAGCCACCCAGCAAGGCGGUUACAGUGCUCCAGAAGAAUCCUUCAUUAGCAACAAUGGCACGGCGCCCCCCAGGAGCCGAGCUCUGUGGGAUCCUGGUUACACGGAGAGGUCGGAAGGGCCCUCACCAUUCUUGGAGGAAGCAGGACUCAGGAACAGCUGAUGCUCACCCAAGAGGCUGUGUUGACCGUCUGUCUGGGAGCACAUGAGCAGGUGGCAUUUUGGCUUUUGCCUGAAGCCACGUGGUCAACCUGCCCUGAAUCCAACAGUGUGCCACCUUUGGUCCUUUCCCUGGGGUCACACCUCUCAUUGCUGAUGUCUCAGGCAGCCCUGGCGCACCCAGCCCAGACCCUGGGCUCCAAGAACCAAUUACCAAAGGAAAGAUCAUCAGAGGCUGAAAUUCAGAACUUCAUCAGGUGCAAUGAGGUUCUCACAGGAGGUGCAAUUUUAUAACUAUGUCCACUUAUAUAUAUACACACACUCUACAUAUAUAUAUACACACAAAGGCACAGGUCCCCUGCCCCACUCCCCUACCAAACUGUAUGUCUUAUCAUGUUUAUAAACUAUAUGGAACACUAUUAUCUGCUGAACUAACGAUUGUAUUGGUGAUUUCUAGCAAGAAAAGAGUGAUAGGAUUUUUGUCUAGAAUCCCAACCUGCAAUGACAGUCCCUAUGUAACCAGGGCUUGCCAGGGGCACGGGCACAUGGUCAGUAGGGAGGCAGCAAAGGGUCAGAGAGAAGGGGAGGCAGCAAGGGUCACUUCAGGGGACCAAUAUUCUUAGAUAUUUAGAGCAUCACCUUGUUUUUAUAUGCAACACAAGCCCGUCUGCUGCCCCAGAACACAAUCAUCCCCACUACAGUAACUGCUGGCACCUGGGUGAGAAGCGAGGAGCAGCUUGGUGGACAUCAGGGAGCCAGGUAUGGGGUCAGGCUGGACAGAGAAGGGGAAGGAAGGAGCUUUGGGUCUCUUAGGCCGUUGGGUGAAGCAGCCUUCACAGUGUUAGUUCAACAAGCUGGGCAGUGUCGUCAGCCUAGCGUUUUGCCAGCGAUGGCCUAGACAGGCCCGGACACUGGGCCUGAGCCCAGGCCUCCAGCACAGCUCAGCUGCUGAAUUAUUCCUUGGGGCUCUUUGACGAGCACCCCAGCGUGGGCCCAGGGUAGCGUGGUAGGACGGAAAGCAUCGGGUGGACCUUAGCAGAGGGAUACAGGGAGGGCGUUUCAAGAACCGUCUUGGGCACUUCUGCAUUGUGGAGGCCCUGCCCCUACUGGCCCUUCUGAAGAUGCCCAGGGAUGGGUAGAGGUCAAGGGGCCAGACUCAGGAGGGGGGACGUGCAGGGAAUAAAACAGGCCCAGACAGGGCACCGGGCUCCGGUCCAGGUCGGCCAUGCUGCUAGCUGGGGCCCCAGUGGGCACAGUCUCCUUUGCGCUUUGCACAAAUCUGAAUCCCCCCCCAGAGAGGAUGUAUAUGAG
Molecule: messenger RNA, 3084 nt
Organism: Pteronotus mesoamericanus
Lineage: Eukaryota; Metazoa; Chordata; Mammalia; Chiroptera; Mormoopidae
Gene: RTN4RL1
Product: reticulon 4 receptor like 1
Exons: 2
Coding region: 44-1381 (445 amino acids)
Cellular component (GO): extracellular matrix
Molecular function (GO): signaling receptor activity; protein binding
Source: RefSeq, a predicted model, not a curated record